AGUGUGGAGUCCUGACAUUGAGCAGAGCUUUCAGGAAGCAUUGGCUAUAUAUCCACCCUGUGGGCGACGGAAGAUUAUCCUGUCUGAUGAGGGCAAGAUGUACGGCCGUAAUGAGUUGAUAGCGAGAUAUAUCAAGCUACGGACUGGCAAAACACGGACAAGGAAGCAGGUGUCUAGUCACAUACAGGUGUUAGCCAGGAAGAAAGUGCGAGAAUACCAAGCAAGCAUCAAGGUGUCUAGUCAUAUGCAGGUUCUUGCCCGAAGGAAAGCUCGUGAGAUUCAGUCCAAGCUGAAGGAUCAGGCCUCGAAAGACAAGGCCCUGCAGAAUAUGGCCGCCAUGUCUUCAGCACAGAUCGUUUCAGCGACCGCAAUGCAGAACAAAUUGGGGAUAACGCCCAUCCCUCAAGCUCCCUAUCCAGCAGCGGCCAGGUUUUGGCCUGGUUCCCUUCCUGGACAGCCUGGGUCCUCUCAAGAUGUGAAGCCAUUCGCCCAACCAUCAUACCCCAUUCAGCCAGCAGUACCACCAUCCAUCGCAAGUUAUGAACCGUUGGGCCCUCUCUCACCACCUGCGACUAUCCCAGUGUGGCAGGACCGAACCAUCGCCUCCACUAAACUCAGAUUGCUGGAGUACUCUGCUUUUGUGGAGGUGCAGCGAGACCCAGACACGUAUAACAAGCACCUCUUCGUUCACAUUGGUCAGACAAACCCAUCCUACAGCGACCCAUUACUGGAAGCCGUGGAUAUCCGUCAGAUCUACGACAAAUUCCCAGAGAAAAAGGGCGGGUUGAAGGAGUUGUUUGAGAAAGGACCACAGAACGCCUUCUUCUUAGUAAAGUUCUGGGCGGACCUUAACAGCAACAUCCAGGAUGGGCCAGGAGCUUUCUACGGAGUCAGCAGCCAGUACACCAGCUCUGAGAACAUGACCAUCACCUGCUCCACUAAAGUCUGCUCUUUUGGAAAACAAGUCGUGGAGAAAGUGGAGACAGAAUAUGCCAGGCUGGAGAAUGGAAGGUUUGUGUAUCGGAUCCACCGCUCCCCAAUGUGUGAAUACAUGAUCAACUUCAUCCACAAACUCAAGCAUUUACCAGAGAAGUACAUGAUGAACAGUGUGCUAGAGAACUUCACUAUCCUGCAGGUUGUGACCAACCGGGACACCCAGGAGACCCUGCUGUGUAUAGCGUUUGUAUUUGAGGUGUCGACAAGCGAACAUGGUGCACAACAUCACGUUUACCGGCUGGUGAAGGACUAGGAGCUCACCCCCCACCCCCCCAAAACCUCCCCUACACAGUGGGUGCUACUGCCUGCCAUUAAUCUACACACCUUGGUGCCUGCUCAUUUUUACCAAACGCAAAAAAAAUCUAUUUUUCACAGAAAUACAGAUAUUUUUACAUUCGAACAAAUGUAAAAAAAAAUGCAAAAAAAAAAGAACUGUUGUGAAGUCAAAAGAACAAUAUACUGCACUACUUCUGUGAGGGUCAUGUAUGUGUGUGUGUGUGUUUUAAUUUCCUCUCUCCAGAACUCGAGCUCAGUGAGAGGUAAUGGUACGGUUUUUCUUCCUUUUUUUAAAAAAGAGAAUAAUAUUUACACUUCAGGGAUAGUAAGCAUUGGAUAAGGAUCACUUUCAGAAAGUAAUUGUUAAUGGGGGCUUGUACGUAGGAACGUUGCCUUCUUACCAUAGUUUGUUGGAGGGAGGGGUACAGAGAGUAAAACGCCUCCAUUUUGUUUGCUUCUGAUCACAAAAUGACGGCCGCGCCUUUGUAGUCAUUGCCAUCCGUCAAGGUGCUUGGUGGAAGUUUGAUAUCAUCACCCCUUCAAUUUCUCAAAACAAUUCUUUAUGGGUGAUGGGAGGGCAGGUGACUUGUGUCAAAGUUCCAGGAUAAUGGGAGUUAAUUAGAAGGCUCCCUUCCCAGUUUGCACUUCUCCUUUCUGACAGACCUGAUUACAUAAUAGAAGGUAGACAUAAUGGGUUUAAAAGAUGUGCUGGUUAAAGUGGAGGCUGGCAUUAUAAAGGGCAGGUUUCCACCGGUGCCCCAUUUCCCUUCAGGUUUCAAUUUCACGUGAAACUAGUGACUUGCUUUUCCCCCCCAGGUAUGUUCUCGCCUCCAGUAUUUGUAAGGUUAGAAUGCAAAAGUAGGACAGCUUUUCCCCAUCUGAUACUCCCCUUCUGAGGGCACUGGCUCAGUUCCAUAGACAAUAGCUGCCCCCUUGUAGCUGAAUUACAUGAUCAUUGUUCAUUUGUGCUUCUACAGUGUGAACAUGGGCACAGUUUCAACCAUAGUGGAACUGCAAAUCCAGUUUAGAGAUUAUGAUCAGUUCUCCGCAAAGCAGUUCGACUCUUUAUGAUGGCAGGUCCUGACUUUGGGUAUAUGAAAGCAAACUAAUGAAGUGCAGGAAAGAUGUAUAUAUUACCUGCCUCAGUUUUGGCCAGUAUUCUCAAAGCAAACAGAGAUAAGGCACCUCCAGCUGAGUGAGUUUGUCUGUAGUAGCUAAAAAGAGGCUACUGUUCUGAACUACUGUGACUGGUCCUGCCCUUACCCUGGAGUUCAAAAACUUUUCAUGUCAGAAGAUACACAGUCGAAACACUCUCUUCUGGAUUACUUACUGUGAUGAUUCAACCAGUGAAAGAUAGAAAGGGCCUACAUUUAUAUAGUGUCUUUUAUAGCUUUCGAAUCCCAAUGCACUAAAGUACUUUUGAAGUGCAGUGCCUGUUGUAGUGUAUUGAAUGUGGCAGCCGAUGUGCACACUGCAAAUUUGAUAAAUAGCAAAGUGAUACUGAGCAGAUCAUCUAUUGAGUUGGCAGGUCGGCAGAUCAUGCUGAUUGGGGCUCUGUUGGCAGUGGGUAUGGUGGAUUGGUGUUUGGGCUGAGUUGCAAAAGACUGAAGAGGUGCCUUCUGAAUGCCACUAAAUGGCUGUACUACACCCUAGAGAUUCCAGUUGACUGUAGGGGUUGUUGGAGUGUGAUAAAGGAUCUGUUCUAUCCAAUGUCUUCCCCUUGUAUUGUUGCAGGGGAACAGGUUCGAACAUUGUUGUAUUUGAAAAGAUGGUAAGAGGGGCUUGUAAUGUACUGACCUUUAAGGCUGGAGACUACACUGGAACGUGGGUAGGUAAUGGAGAUGGGGACAAGUGAAAGGAAACAGGAAUUUCAGGAACUAUCUGCCGUGUCUCCCACCUUCAUCUCCAAACAGCCUCAGUUCCUAACAGGGAGGGAGGCAGGAAGAUGAGUAGAGUCUGAGGAGGAGGUUACAGUCCUGACUCAACGGCUUCAUUCUAAUCAAUGGGAUAGUGUGUGGGGAUUGUUGAUUGGUGGAAAGAGGCCAUGUUUGAAUGCAACGGUUAACACUGUGUUGUCUGGUAUGUUUUGGCUGAGGAGAAAGUGUCUUUCCUGCUCCACUUCCUUCCCACGUUUUCAAAUCCCAUUGGAGAAAGUACCUGGGGGAUUAAGUCAGCUUACUCCUGGUAUCUGAAUCAAAAGGACCCAUGAUCGGUGUUCAGGGGUUACACAGCUGAUUGAUUAGACCGUUGCAUCAAGGGUGACUUCUGAAAGUCGGUUUUCGCCAGCUGGGCCCAGUCCUUCCCUCAACUUUCAGCAACUGUCAGUGUCUACUUGAUCUAACUCUUCCUUCGUUGUGCCCCUUCACUAACCAUAACUGCUGCUUUGUGCACCUUUGUGAUUGGGGGUGGAUUGUGGUAGGAGAUUGGAGUAUUGUAUUUCUGCAUGUUCUUAAGAGUUCUUUAGUAUAGAGAUUGGGUUUUAAGAUGCAUGUUGCUGACCACAUCCAGUCCCACCUGUCUGAACCCAGAAUAACAGAGACCGCCAGCCGUCCACUUUUGUCACUUCCCCUCUUCCCCUUUACGACUAAUACAAUAUAAUGCAGUGGCCAUGACUGUAACAGAGUGAAAUAGGAGCUGUGCAAUCAAAGAUGUUGUUGAAGUCAGAGAUAUAGGACAUCUCCAGAGUUAUUCCCAUUUAGUGGUGACAACCUCUACUUCCCCAUUCGUUUCAGAAAUGGAAGUUAGGGUCAUGCUCAAGACUACCCUUUUGUUUUCUUUUGGGAUGAUUUUAGCAGCAACCAUUUUCAGUUGGCACUCCAUUGUACCCCUCCCCCCAACUUUCCCUGCCAUGAGUUCAGCCAAUCAUGAUGGCCUGGCCUUUUGUAUAGAAAGUAGCUGAUACUGAGCAUGUGAGGAUUUUCAGGAGUCACUUUAGGAGCUGACAUGAAGAUAUUAAAGGAAUAUAGAGUUUGCUCCCCUCUCACCUGUAGUAACAUCAAUAAUAAAUGCCGCCAUUUUUGGAUGAGUCACUCUGUCAGUGUCAUUCAGUAGCUUCCCUGAAGAUCCCAUGCAGUUUAGUUGAUGGUUACAUUAUGACUAGUGGGCCCAAGUUUCAGUCACUGCACUGUGCUGUUGUGCCAACCAGCCUCAGCAAAAGGGAUAGUGAGCUUGCCACGAUGCCAUGGUUAGGGAGCUUCUGUUUGAAAUCCCAUCACAGUGUGUUGGUGGGUAAAGGCAGAAUGAGAAUAGAACCACAGUUGCCUGUGAUAGUUUAUCAUCAUUCAGUGGCUCAGGUCACAUGUGAGGAAAAUGGGCACGGGGUCAUGUGAGUUUGCGCGCUGUAUUCCAGGGGGAAAAAAAAAAUCAGUACCUUCAGAAACAGGGGAAAAAAAUUGGAGACAAGGGGAAGUAAAGUCAACCGUAUUUUUAAGUCACUUUACCCACCCAGGCACUACUCAGAACAAAUCCAAGAAACGGUAGCUCUCCCCUGCCCGAGGUUCGGCCCAUACAAGCAUCCAUCUAUUCUUCUCAGACUUGGCAAAGCCUCCCCCAACCCCCGAACACAAGCAACGUCCGUGAAUGACUACCUCUGGAAACAUGAGCAUGAACAAAGCAUCCCAGACAGCAGAAGGGACGGAAGCAGUUGAGAGUCUGUGUACUGGCAGAGAAUUGGCUUGCUUUGUAAUUUAAUUUCUUUCACACCGGAAUUAACAUUUUCUUAUUUUUAAGGAUGUAACAAAUAGUGGGAGUGGAGGAAUUUUAGAAAAGUAGUGGGUUCUUUUCUAUAUAUAUAUAUUCUAUAUGUAUAUUAUAUAUAUGACAUAUAAAAGGCACUCAGAGACGAUAUUCAGGGCAUUGUUGCAUUUGAGUAUCGAAACCUAAUUUGUUAGUGAUAUCACCUAGCACUUAACUCUGCUGUAAAUAUCAUGUACACAAUAUUUCUUAUUGUGGUUGUGCUACCACAUUCACAUUUACUCCAGUUAUUAAAGCCUUUUUGUUAGCCUGGACAGUCAGUAUGCUGUUCCUUCCUGUAAUAUACUCCAGUUUUUGUUUCGCGUUUUUGUAAGGAAAUAGGUACAUUUAUAUCUCAAAGUACUUCAGAUCCAUGUCUCGGGAAGAGGGGCUCAAGCCCAACAUGCAAAGCCUGGGUGAAAGUCUUUCUGAAUUGGCAGCUGUAAAGAAUCUAGAGUUGGUUAGCCUUUUUUUUUGGGAGACCUCUCUGGUUUCUGCUGAGCACUAAGUUUCUGCUUGUUUGCCUGGCCGUAUUACUCAGGACAGUCAGAGGAUGUCCAGGCAAUUGGAAACUCCCAUCACAGAGAGAGUGGGGAGCCUGGUCAAAGUCCAAUCCUUUGGAGAACACUCUCAGCCUCUUCAGUUUAGGAACUACAGGCCCCAGUCGAAAGUGCAAGGUUGAUAUUGCACCCAGAAUCUGACUGAGUACAUGAUUCAGUAGCAACACAGUAGAAUCCAUCCAAGAGCUCGGAUUCAUCGAUUCCCAUGCUGCCCGUUCCUCUGGAAACUUGGCAUCUCUGUUUAAUGUCCACCGUGCUCAAGGUUAACUGUUCAAUACCGUGAAAUCAAGAAACAGGGAAUAGCUCCCUCCUCAAAAUGUGUUGCUCAAUCCCUACUCCUUUUGAAAACAACCCUAUAAAAUAUUUAAUAUGAAAAGGAUGGAUGGAGGUAAGGACUCAUCUGGCCACUGUAUGUAGUGACAUUGAGAGAUUGGCAAUUUCACUGGAAAUACAAUGGCAUUUGAAAUGUCAUUGCACAUAAUGGCCUGAAACAUUUCUACCAUGGGGUCUCUCUCUCUCUCUCUGGCUUCAGGUGAUUGGAAAUUAUUCAACCCUUGGUUUUCUGCAAGUGCUGUGCUUCUCUUUAAUAUUUAAAAUCAGGACAACAGGAUAUGUCAAUAGGAUUUUUUUUGUAGAUAUAUAUUUUGAAGAAUCUUUGUAAUACUACCUGUGAAGGCUGACAAAAAGGACACUCUGUUUUGGAAAAAAAAAAUGUCCUUCUUGAUCAUUGUAUUGUAUAGGAACAUUACCUCCUUGGCCAAUAGCAAUGGACUGUUUGUUUUCAUGAUUAUUUCCUCUCAUGAUAUUAGGGUGCACAGGCAAAACGUGACUAUCUUUAACUCCCAGUAUCGUGCUCCACAUUCUAGCACGGGGCUUGAGUUCACAAAGGCAUGAGUCCAUACCAAGUCUGGACAAGCAGAGUGGGGUCACCGUGUCAUGGGAUGUGGGGGAUGUAGUUUGUCAUUGUAAGCUUUCUCAGUGGGUCGCACUUGUCUGUGAAUUGCUUUCUCCAGAAAUUAUUCGUUGCAAAAUUUGUGGAACCAGUUUUACAAAUUCGCUGCAGAAUAACAGCACACAAAAUUGCAGCAAUUCUGUUUUCAUGCACUUGUUGAAUUUGCAUGCAUUUAAGUUUGUUAAUUCCUCCUGAGAAAAACCAGAAUUUUUGUAUGUUUUGCAACACUAGCAAGAAAACGAGCGGACCGGAUCAAUCCUCAUCACUUUCAACUUCUUAGAAUUCCUCGCUAUUCCUUGUCAAGUUCUAAAUAUAAUGGAAGACAUUGUCUUUGCUCUCCUCCUCACAUCCUCAUCGGGAUGGGGCCUGGACUCAUCAAACUGGAUCUGAACUGAGCCCCAUGCAAUCCUGGGCAUCUUGCCGAGAACCCCAAAGCCAUCUCUUUCUCCUAUUUGCACCUAGAGCUUUAAUUAGCUGGAAAUCUGUGGGCAGAGGUUGGGAAAAUGUAGCCUUUCAACAAGUGUGAAUUAAACUGCCAAGCAGUGUUAGGAUCAACAGCUUGAGCUAUGUGUGGGGGCAUAGCCGUAACCGUUAAGUAUGAUUCCUAAUAACAUCCAUCUGACCCAUAAAGGACAAAAAAACUUAGAUCACUCCAAUCAGUGCCUUUUCUUUACUAAACAUUUAAAAAUGGAGUUCUUCUGUCCUCAGUAUUCCUUCCUUUCACCUCCU
Chiloscyllium plagiosum (whitespotted bambooshark) is the source of this 7245-nucleotide messenger RNA. RefSeq names its product transcriptional enhancer factor TEF-5-like. Gene Ontology annotation, cellular component: transcription regulator complex. The record is from RefSeq and is a predicted model, not a curated record. Lineage: Eukaryota; Metazoa; Chordata; Chondrichthyes; Orectolobiformes; Hemiscylliidae. Gene Ontology annotation, biological process: regulation of transcription by RNA polymerase II; hippo signaling; embryonic organ development. Gene Ontology annotation, molecular function: RNA polymerase II cis-regulatory region sequence-specific DNA binding; DNA-binding transcription factor activity, RNA polymerase II-specific.